Molecule: messenger RNA, 1669 nt
Organism: Fundulus heteroclitus (mummichog)
Lineage: Eukaryota; Metazoa; Chordata; Actinopteri; Cyprinodontiformes; Fundulidae
Product: CD209 antigen-like protein C
Exons: 8
Coding region: 55-837 (260 amino acids)
Biological process (GO): biological process involved in interspecies interaction between organisms
Cellular component (GO): external side of plasma membrane
Molecular function (GO): D-mannose binding; fucose binding
Source: RefSeq, a predicted model, not a curated record
UGAGAUCUGUUAAAGGAAGCCAGCUGAUGAACAGAUUUCUGCUAUAAAUCAAACAUGGUUCUUCAUAAAGAGGAAUAUGAAACGUCUGCAACAUAUGAAGAAGUCGGUUCACCUUUGUACAGUAAUGUUAUUCCGAAGAGACACUCAGAUAAAGGAAGAAAAGCCUCUUCUGCAGCAUCUGGAGUUCAACGCUACAGAGUUGGAGCAAUUACCCUCGGACUUUUGGCUGUAGUUCAGCUCGUUCUUAUCAUUUAUCUAGCUUUCCAUAUGGAAGCCAGAAAUAAGAACUUGACAGAAGAGAGAGAUGAGCUUAAGAGGAAGCUGGAUGUUUUAGUUUUAAAGCAGGAUUCCUGGAGAGCAGAGAGGGACAAUUUGACAAGUAUGAACUCUGAGACUGAGGGCAGGUCCAGAACAAUCUCACUGGAAAGAGAUGAACUUAAGAAGAAGCUCAAUACCUUAGCUCAACCAGGAUGGACACUUUUCAGAAGCAGAGCGUACUACAUUUCACCUACAAAGAAGUCCUGGCAAGAAAGUAGAGCUUACUGUCAGUCAGUGGAUGCAGACCUGAUGAUAAUCAACAGCAGAGAAGAACAGGUCUUUGCAAACAGUUUCAAGUUGCACAUGUGGAUCGGCCUGACUGACUCGGAAACAGAGGGAACAUGGAAAUGGGUGGAUGGGAGUCCAUUGACCACAAGCUACUGGGGCAGUCAAGAGCCAAAUGGUAAAACAGAAGAAAACUGUGGGGAAAUAAAGAGUUUUACCACAGAGAGAAGCUGGAAUGAUGGAACAUGUUCUCUUCAACUUAACUGGAUUUGUGAAAUGAAGUUUGCUCAAUAAUUGUGCUCAUAAUCAGAAAUCAUUGCUUGCUUUUUGUUGAUGUAACGUUAUAGGUUAACUUUACAUUAGGCUGCUGUUUCAGACAUCCUCAUUCUCUUGUCAAAUUAAAACUUAAUAUGUGGAAUCAACAUCAACCUUGUACAAAUGGCAGAUGUUUAAAACAAAUUUGCCCUCCUUUUGAUAUCAGUUUUAUGGUAUAAACAAUCAGGAUCACACAGGUUUGAACUAAGAAGAAUACAUAAAUAUUUAUGUGUCAAAUCCUCUCGCUCAACUAGAAACGCAAAAGUUGCAACAGUUCCUCCAAACAUGGUGAGAACCUUUUUGAAUUCAACCACUUUAACCUGUGCACCUAAGACUUGUAAAAUCCAUGAGAGAUGGAUAGAUUUAGACAUUUGCUAAAUGUAUCCAAUCAUUUGAAAUAAUCUGACCAAUUAAACCUUAAAGGACCAUUAAGUGAUUUUUCAGCACUAGAUGGAGCAUGAGGACUGUCUGUAGGCCAAAACAAGAUGUGCAUCAAGCCACACCUUCCUCUACCUCGCUCAAGCACUCAGCACCCAUUUCCUUUCUCACACAUCAGCUUUUUUGAACCUAUUUGCAAAGGACAAUCACACAGCAGAACAGCAUCGCCCUUCAGAGGAACAUGUCUAGUGAAGAAGUAAGUAACUCAUAACUUCAUAAUGCCAUUAGCAAGAGAACGUUUUGAUCAGAUGGGUGUGCUCUCCACCCUUUGUGUCUGGCGGUGGCAUUUUAUGGGCGGGGAAUGGGUAAGCCCUGAGUGGCAGCUGUUCACGUGUAUGUACAUGCAUGUGCUGCCAGCCCAGCUAUAUAAACA